Messenger RNA from Episyrphus balteatus (marmalade hoverfly), 3343 nucleotides. RefSeq lists its product as uncharacterized. The coding region runs from base 1592 to 3325 and encodes 577 amino acids. NCBI's taxonomy places the organism in Eukaryota, Metazoa, Arthropoda, Insecta, Diptera, Syrphidae. The transcript is spliced from 2 exons. The record is from RefSeq and is a predicted model, not a curated record.
GUUUAUAAAAUAUAUAACAGUGCAUGAAGAAUCAGAAAAAACUGAGAUAAGUAUUAAAUCUUUUAAAUGUCCAAUGCAGAUAGCUCUUCAAAAUGAUAACUUGGAAGAUAUACUUGAAAAUAUGUGUAAGAUCAUUGAGACUAAAAGUAUAGAGUUUGAGGAUAGAGAUUCUGGAUGGACGCUAUUUUGUAUAAAACAUAUUGAAGUCAAUAUUAACGAAUAUAAACCCUUAAGGGGUUCAAGUUACUUAAAACUACCGAAAAGUAUUGAGUUGAAAAAAGCCUGUGUUAAUGUGCAAAAUAAUGAUAAAUUCUGUUUCAAAUGGGCAGUUAUAUCAGCUCUUUCCCCCAUAGAUAACCAUUCGCAUAGAGCUAGUAAAUAUCGGAUUGAAAACAUUCAAAACGAAGUGAUAAGUUUAAUGAAUGGAACUAUAGUUAACUUUACAAAUUUAGUUUUCCCUUUGAAACUUAAAGACAUUUUGAUUUUUGAAACUCUAAACCCUGCAAUAAGUGUAAAUGUGUUCGGAGUAGAAAAAAAUGGAACUGGAGAAAACUAUAGAGUUGUAGGUCCAUAUUAUAAUUCCAACCAUAAGAGAGACCUACACAUAAACUUGUUACUUAUACAAGAAGGCGAAUACAAUCACUAUGUGUGGAUACAAAAUAUGUCCAGAUUAAUAGGAGCUCAAAUAAAUCAUGAUAAAGGAUUUGAGAAGCAUGAAACUGAAUGUAACAAAAUUGUGACAGCCCUACCAAAUGAGACAAAUAAUAUACUACAGUUUGAGCAUCAAUCGAGGUCACUCGAAGUACCAUUUGCCAUCUAUGCAGAUUUUGAAUGUAUGCUGGUGAAUAUUGAUAGCUGCCAACCUGAUCCCUCAAAAUCAUCGACUACAUCGAUUAAAAAACAUGUGCCGAUUGCUGUUUCAUACUUUAUCAAAUGCUCAUUUGAUCCAUCUCUAAAUAAAUUGUUUAAAUACACCGGUAAGUAAAUUUGUUUUAAAGGAUUUAUCUCUUAUGCUAUAUGAAAAUUAUGAUCGCUCUCUCUAGGUGAAGACUGUGCACGAGUUUUUGUUACGAACUUAAUUGAAGACUCCAAACAUAUUCAUCGACAUCAUUUGAGUAAGAAGAUUAAAAUUAAUAUAACACCCCAGGAUGAAAUCAAAUUUCAGCAGACAACAAGAUGUCAUAUUUGUAAGAAGUCAGUAUGGGGCGAUGUAAAGGUACGAGAUCAUGAUCACUUGACUGGUAAAUUCAGAGGAGCAGCGCAUUCAAAAUGUAACUUAAACUAUAAGAUACCUAAAUUCAUUCCAAUUUUUUUCCAUAAUUUAACCGGUUAUGAUUCUCAUUUAUUUAUAAAAGAGCUGGGUAAUAUCAAAGGGUUUAUCAAUAUUAUUCCUCUCAAUAAAGAGAAAUAUAUAUCCAUAUCAGCAAAACUAUUAAUAAAUAGUGAGCAGAGCGAGUUUCUAGAAUUACGGUUCUUAGACUCAUUUAGAUUUUUACCUUCAAGUAUAGAUAAGAUAGCAAAAUCUCUUAAUGAAAAAAAAGAUUUUAAAAUUUUAUCAACAUUUUUCAAAGAUGAUGAAUCUAUUCAACUUAUGACUCGUAAGGGUGUUUUAUGCUAUGAUUAUUUAGAUUCUAUAGAAAAAUUAAGUGAGACGGAGCUUCCUCCAAUAGAAUCAUUUAGAAAUUCUUUGGUUGAAGAGGAUUGUAACCAAGAUGAUUAUAAUCAUGCUGAGAAAGUUUGGUCACAUUUUAAAUGUAGUAAUUUAAGAGAAUAUCUUGAACACUAUUUAAUUACAGACGUCUUAAUUUUAGCAGACAUUUUUGAAAAAUUUAGAAUUGAUUCUAGAACAAUUUAUGGUCUAGAUCCCUGUCACUAUUAUACAUUGCCAGGUUUUUCGUGGGAUGCUAUGUUGAAAGAAACAGGUGUUAAGCUUGAACUUUUGACAGACAUCAACAUGUAUAACUUUUUCGCUAAGGGUAUAAGAGGAGGUUUAACACAAUGUAGCUUGCGACAUUGUAAAGCAAAUAAUAAAUAUAUGGUUGAUUAUGAUUCAAGUAAACCAUCUGAUUACUUAAUGUACUUGGAUGCUAAUAACCUAUACGGUUGGGCCAUGUCUGAUUACCUCCCACAUUCAAACUUUAAAUGGGUUGAACCUCCAACUAAUUUAGAUGAUAUUAAAGGCUGGUUAAUUUCAAAUAUAAACAUUGGUUAUGUUUUAGAAGUGGAUCUCGAGUACCCCCUAGAAAUACAUGAUAAUCAUAAUGAUCUUCCAUUCUGUCCUUCAAACAUUUCAUUGUCUGGUAAAUCCGAUAAAAAAUUAAUUGCUGAUUUGAAUAAUAAAGUUAAUUAUAUAAUUCAUUACAAAACAUUAAUUCAAUGCCUUGAUAAUGGUUUGGUGCUUAAGAAAAUUCAUAGAGUGAUGCAAUUCAAACAAUCUCAAUGGCUUAAAAAAUAUAUUGAUUUAAACAAUGAACUAAGAAAAAAAGCCACCACAAAGUUUGAAAAGGAUCAACGUAAACUUUGCAAUAAUGCUGUAUUCGGAAAAACUAUGGAAAAUGUAGACAAACGAAAAGAUGUUCGAAUUGUCGAUUCUAUAGAAAGCAAAGGUACCCAUCUCGGUAGUCGCGCUCUUAUAGCUAAACCUAAUUUUCAUAGCAUAUUAGAAUUUUCGGAAACCAUGGCUGCUAUUCAGUUAAAACGAAUUCACAGUGUAUAUAAUAAGCCUAUAUACUUAGGUUUUUGUGUUUUGGAGAUUUCAAAGUAUAAAAUGUACGACUUUCAUUAUGCAUACAUGAAACCUAAAUUUAAUGACAACCUAAAUCUGGCCUACAUGGAUACCGAUUCAUUUAUUUAUAAAAUAAGAACAGAUGAUUUCUAUAAUGAUAUAAGAAAUGAUAUAAUAGAUAAAUUUGAUACUUCAGACUAUCCACACCAAAACCGCUAUGGUAUUGCCCAGCUCAAUGUUAAAAAGUUAGGAUUUAUGAAGGAUGAAAAUAAUGGUCUAAUAAUGAAGGAAUUUAUAGGAUUAAGAGCUAAAAUGUAUAGUAUAGACAUAGAAGAUGCAGCUCUAAUAAAAAAGGCUAAGGGUGUUAAAUCAUCAGCUGUAAAAAAAAUGUCUUUACAAAAUUACAGAGACUGUUUGCUACACAAACAAAACUUCUAUAGUAAAAUGUUGAACUUUAGAUCUAAACAUCAUACUAUAUACACUGAAUGUAUAAACAAAUUAAGUUUAAGUUCUUCUGAUAACAAAAGAUUUAUAUGUAGCAAUAAUGUAAAUACACUAGCUUGGGGUCAUUUUCGAAUAGAACUUGAAAAUGACAUAUAAAACUGAUCUAAAUAAAAA